Stegodyphus dumicola is the source of this 2326-nucleotide messenger RNA. RefSeq lists its product as uncharacterized. The record is from RefSeq and is a predicted model, not a curated record. Lineage: Eukaryota; Metazoa; Arthropoda; Arachnida; Araneae; Eresidae. Gene Ontology annotation, molecular function: DNA-binding transcription factor activity, RNA polymerase II-specific; protein dimerization activity; RNA polymerase II transcription regulatory region sequence-specific DNA binding. Gene Ontology annotation, biological process: developmental process; regulation of transcription by RNA polymerase II.
GUUUCCUGAUUCGCUGAGAGUGGCACGCGCCGCGCGCGCGCUGGCUCUCGAUACCUGCCCCCCAGCGCAGAAAUCUUUUGUAUAAAGUUGGCAGACACGCGCCAGGUACCUCGGAAAUCUCUUCACGAUCAUGUUGUUUAUAGCAGUUUUAUUGCCGUCUCUUGUUGAAGGUGCAAAGUGUCUUGCUCGAGUGAUCUUGGAUCUGGACUGCAAAUUUUAACUCUUACUCCAGAGUAAAGAUUCCUUUAAGUUUAGCUCAAUCCAAAGACUUUUAUCAUUUUGCCAGGAUUUUAUAGAAUUUUCAGAGCAUUUUUUUACUUUCUCUGCUGCAUCAUAAAGCUAUGCAAAGUAGCGUACAAUGAUAUUCCAACAGGAUUCCUAAGAAUUUAUACAAGCAGCUGUUUGUUAAAAUUUUGUAAAACGUCUUACUCGCAUUUUUUAGAUUACUCAGUUUUAUAACAGAAUUACUAACGAGACUUUAUACACUUUGUGUUUAUGAAAGAAGCUUUCGGAAUCUGUCAAACUGUUUUAGCUCAUGAGAGAAAGAAUUGCUUGUACUUCAACAUCUUUAACUAAACUAGCGGUGUAUAUUUACGAAAUCUGUCAACUCAUAAUUCAAGCAUAUAAUGCUUAAAAGCUGACAGUAUAUUAGUAAUAUUUGCUUUUAUAGGCUUUAACGAGUUCUGUUGAAUUGUAAAUUUAUGUUUUUUUUUUUUUUUUUUUUUUUUUUUUUUUUUUUCUUCUUGUUGAAAGGCUUUUGCUCACAAAAUCGUCUUAUCCUAACUUAGUUGCCGUAAUUUUUUUAUCAUUCUUCGUAUUUCUGUUCUAGUCUGUAAUUCCCGAAAUAAUUAAUUCACUAAGAUAAGCGAGCAAUAGUUGAAGAAACAAAUUUUUUAAAAUUCAGUUAGACUGAAAGUACAUCUUGUUAUAUGUAAAUCCAUGUAAGUACUGAUAAGUGUAAUUUCAUUACAUUUGUGUUACAGUUCAUAAACUUUUAAAGAAUGAAAUGCGAAAAUGAUUGUUAAUCACAAUUUGCUGUAUGGGUAAAAUUACUAGUGUCUAAAAGGUUAACCAUUUAAAGGGACAUUUAUUAGAACUCUCCAUAUGGUGCUAGACAUGACCCAAUUCUCUUCACAAUCUCUUCCAUAUAAUUCCUCCUACCUCUUACCGCACUUUAAAGGAGACAGCCAACUCUCUUCCCCUUGGGAAACUCCUAUCCUAUCCAAUUAUGAUGAUAUGACGAGGAGUCAGCACAGCCUAACGGGAUCAUUCGAUGGCCCUGACCCGACGCCUUCUCUGCCGAGCGCGGCGAACGAGUCUGCGGCACCCACCAAGAAGAAGUCUCGGAAAAGUGGUUCGAAGAGCAACUACAAGCAUGUUCCACACAGAGAGAAGCCUCCGCAUCUUGUAGCCCGACGAAACGCGAGGGAGCGCCGGAGGGUGCAGGCGGUGAACACAGCAUUCUCCCGCUUACGUAAAUGUGUUCCAGCUGAGAACAGAAACAAGAGGAUGUCCAAGGUCAAGACCCUCCACCGAGCCAUCGAGUACAUACAAAUGCUGCAAGAGAUGUUGUCCAAGGCCGACGAAGAACUCGGGUCAGAAGAUCUCUGCCUCAUGAACGUCGGAGCGGAUUCAUUAAAUAAGGAAAAUGAAAUUCAUCAACGAUGGCUGCCAUUAGAUUCGGCCUGGGACGAAGAGAACCAGAACAGUUGUCUGUCAUUUUAUGAUGACUUCACAGACGCAAUGCAAAGUUAAUUCUUCACCUUUUCUUCAGAUAACUCUCCUCAACAAAGCAAGCUGCGUUGCCAUUCUGGCUAGUUCCAAGAUAUUACGAAAAGUCUGCUUUCUCGUCUGUUGCAACAUUCCAAGUGAUACGAAACAAUCUGGUUGCAAAUUUCAAGAGAAGAAAUAACCAAACUAAGUGUUGCAACUUUAGAAAAUAAAUCUGCUCCUUACAUCAUGUGAUGAGGACUGAUAUUAUUCCUCAAGUGAAGAUUUACAUGUGAAUUGAGAAGUAUUUAUUCCAGAUUGGUUUAGUUUGAGGUCGUGCACGUAGAAUUUCGUACUGGUCUUUUAAUAACGGGUUAGCAGAAACUGUUGUGUCACCAGUUGAAAUUUGCUGGUCAAAUAUAAUAAUACCGUUAAUAAGCUUUAUUAUAUACAUUUAAAUAACAAUAAAUGUAAUGGACACAGAUGAUAUAUACGAUACGAGAAUUUUUCAAAAAUAGGGAUGUAUAUAUUGAAAGCUAUCCUUUUUCUAAAUAUAGCUUUUAGUUACAAAUCUUACAAAAAAAAAAAAAAAAAAAAAAAAAAAAAAAAAAAAAAA